AGUCAUAACAAACCUUCACUCUCGAAGCACAAAAGAAGCUUAGGGUUUAUAAUCAACGCGUUCCCUUCCGUCCCUUCCGUUGAACGCUUCUCUGAUCUGAUUACUUCAUCGCCGUCGUCACCAUGCCGCAAGGGGAUUACAUAGAACGUCACAUAAGAGAUUAUGGCUACCGCCUGGAUCACUUCGAGCGCAAGCGCAAGAAGGAGGCUCGUCAAGUUCACAAGCACUCUGCAAUGGCCCAGAAGACUUUGGGUAUUAAGGGCAAGAUGAUUGCCAAGAAAAAUUAUGCUGAAAAGGCAUUGAUGAAGAAGACUUUGGCCAUGCAUGAAGAGUCGACCUCUCGGCGUAAGUCUGAUGAUAAUGUUCUAGAUGGAGCUGUUCCUGCAUAUCUUUUGGAUCGUGAGAACACGACCAGAGCCAAGGUUCUCAGCAACACCAUUAAGCAAAAGAGGAAGGAGAAGGCUGGGAAAUGGGAUGUUCCUCUACCUAAGGUUCGUCCUGUGGCUGAAGAUGAAAUGUUCAAAGUGGUCCGGUCUGGUAAAAGGAAGACCAAGCAAUGGAAGAGGAUGGUUACAAAAGCUACAUUUGUUGGGCCUGGUUUUACCAGAAAACCUCCAAAGUAUGAGCGGUUCAUUCGUCCUACAGGAUUGCGGUUCACUAAAGCUCAUGUCACUCAUCCAGAACUUAAAUGCACAUUUAAUCUAGAAAUAAUUGGAGUGAAGAAAAACCCUAAUGGUCCUAUGUACACCUCUCUUGGUGUCAUGACCAAGGGAACUAUAAUUGAGGUGAAUGUCAGUGAACUGGGUCUGGUCACACCUGCCGGGAAAGUUGUUUGGGGUAAAUAUGCCCAGGUUACCAAUAACCCAGAAAAUGAUGGUUGUAUAAAUGCAGUUUUGCUUGUUUAAGGUAAAUAGAAAGGAUUGGAGUUCCAACUUGACUUCAAAAGCAGUGGUCAAGUGCCUCCUAUGAUGUUUGCGGUCUUGUAUGAAUCACUGUAUUUCCAUCCCAAAUGUGCGAGGAAAGGUUAUACAAUCUUUGUUGGUACCUGAGAUUUUGUAUGGAAAAUAGUGAAGCAUUUUUGUUUUCGGAAUUAAUACUGACAUGUUCUAUUAUUAUUCUCAUUAUUCGGAUAGUCAAUCCAAUGAUCAAAUUUAGCGCUUUAGCAUUUUAAGUUAACUAUUGUACAAGAGUUAGACAAGUGAGGUAAAUUUAUAAAGUUAAGACGCAGUAUUGUAGGUAGUUGCACAUUAUGUUAUGGUAGAGAUAUUAUCAUGUCAUGUAUUGCCAAGUUUUAAUGAUGAACCACUAGUGCA
This is a messenger RNA of Gastrolobium bilobum, 1313 nucleotides long. RefSeq lists its product as uncharacterized. Bases 123 to 905 code for a protein of 260 amino acids. Gene Ontology annotation, cellular component: nucleolus; preribosome, large subunit precursor. NCBI's taxonomy places the organism in Eukaryota, Viridiplantae, Streptophyta, Magnoliopsida, Fabales, Fabaceae. Gene Ontology annotation, biological process: maturation of 5.8S rRNA; maturation of LSU-rRNA. The record is from RefSeq and is a predicted model, not a curated record. The transcript is spliced from 9 exons.